This is a messenger RNA of Mercurialis annua (annual mercury), 1681 nucleotides long. RefSeq names its product enolase. The record is from RefSeq and is a predicted model, not a curated record. The coding region runs from base 151 to 1488 and encodes 445 amino acids. The transcript is spliced from 17 exons. Gene Ontology annotation, cellular component: phosphopyruvate hydratase complex. Gene Ontology annotation, molecular function: phosphopyruvate hydratase activity; magnesium ion binding. Gene Ontology annotation, biological process: glycolytic process. Lineage: Eukaryota; Viridiplantae; Streptophyta; Magnoliopsida; Malpighiales; Euphorbiaceae.
UUACUACCCAACCACCCUAAUUUUCACCUACAUUAACCCAUCCAAACUCAUUUUUCUCAGUAACAAAAAAACAACAGUUUGGCUUUAACUGAGAGGAAACAAACAAGACAAAACCCUCUGGUGCUGUCCCAGUCCGACUUGGAAAUUACAAUGGCAACUAUUAAGGUUGUUAAAGCCCGUCAAAUUUAUGACAGCCGUGGAAAUCCCACCGUUGAAGUUGAUGUCAUCCUUUCUGAUGGAACCUUAGCUAGAGCUGCUGUCCCUAGUGGCGCUUCCACUGGUAUUUAUGAAGCUCUAGAGUUGAGAGACGGAGGAUCAGAUUAUCUUGGGAAAGGUGUUCUUAAGGCUGUGGGGAACGUGAAUUCUAUCAUUGGCCCUGCCUUGAUUGGCAAGGACCCAACAGAACAAUCUCAAAUUGAUAAUUUUAUGGUCCAAAACAUCGAUGGUACAGUUAACGAAUGGGGUUGGUGCAAACAAAAGCUUGGAGCAAAUGCUAUAUUGGCAGUGUCUCUUGCUGUUUGUAAAGCUGGUGCUGCUGUUAAGAAGAUCCCCCUUUACCAGCACAUUGCUAAUCUCGCUGGGAACAAGACCUUGGUUCUGCCAGUACCCGCAUUCAAUGUCAUCAAUGGUGGAUCCCAUGCCGGAAAUAAACUGGCGAUGCAGGAAUUCAUGAUUCUUCCUGUUGGGGCUUCAUCUUUCAAGGAAGCCAUGAAAAUGGGUGUGGAAGUGUAUCAUCACCUCAAGUCUGUGAUAAAGAAGAAGUAUGGACAGGAUGCCACUAAUGUAGGAGAUGAAGGUGGUUUUGCCCCUAAUAUUCAGGAAAACAAAGAGGGUCUUGAGCUGCUGAAGACGGCCAUAGCUAAAGCUGGAUACACUGGAAAGGUCGUGAUUGGGAUGGAUGUGGCUGCCUCAGAAUUCUAUGAUAACAAAGAUAAGACAUACGACUUAAAUUUCAAGGAAGAGAACAAUGAUGGAUCAGAAAAGAUUUCAGGAGACAGUCUAAAGAAUGUCUACAAGUCCUUUGUGGCUGAUUACCCAAUUGUGUCGAUUGAGGAUCCAUUUGAUCAGGAUGACUGGGAGCAUUACUCAAAAAUGACAGCUGAAAUGGGUGAACCAGUGCAGAUUGUUGGCGAUGAUCUCCUAGUCACAAACCCCAAGCGUGUGGAGAAGGCUAUUAGAGAGAAGACCUGCAAUGCUCUUCUAUUGAAGGUGAAUCAAAUUGGUUCUGUUACUGAAAGUAUCGAGGCUGUAAGAAUGUCCAAGCGUGCUGGCUGGGGUGUCAUGGCAAGCCACAGAAGUGGUGAGACAGAAGAUACAUUCAUUGCAGACCUUUCCGUUGGCUUGGCCACUGGGCAGAUAAAGACCGGAGCGCCUUGCAGAUCAGAACGUCUUGCUAAGUACAACCAGCUUCUCAGAAUUGAAGAAGAAUUAGGAUCUGUAGCAGUCUAUGCCGGAGCCAAAUUCCGAGCACCUGUACCACCUUACUAAGGCAUAAUCAGACAGUCAGUGUUACUGGACAAUAUCGUACUAAUCUAAGAAUCUUGACCUUAAUAAGCAUUUUAUUUUGUGCUGAGGAACACUUUAACUUUUGGUCGAGUCACAGCGCUUCACUAUAUCUCAAGUGGUGAUGUUACUACUUGAUAAGUUUUAGUAUUAAAUGCCACAUGUUAUGAUUGCUUCA